Molecule: messenger RNA, 1622 nt
Organism: Phoenix dactylifera (date palm)
Lineage: Eukaryota; Viridiplantae; Streptophyta; Magnoliopsida; Arecales; Arecaceae
Biological process (GO): regulation of DNA-templated transcription
Molecular function (GO): DNA binding; DNA-binding transcription factor activity
Source: RefSeq, a predicted model, not a curated record
UGGGUCGGCCUAUAAGUGGAGGUGGAGCUGAGCGUGGAGAACGAGGAAGCGGAGCCUUUCUUGAACCCAUCAUGGCUUGAAGGUUUCUUGAAAGCCCGUGAGGUAGCUCAAUAUGGUGCCGGCGAACAACUGGAUCUCGUUCUCCUACUCUCCCAUGGAAAUGCUCCUGCGCCCUUGUAGCUAUGAUCAGAUCGGUCACUUCCAGUUCUUGCUCCAGGCGCCAAAGCUCGAGGACGUGCUCGGCGGGCAGCGAUCGUCACCGGCGAACCCGUGCUCCGACACCCUGACCAACGGCCAGGAUUCAUCGUCCCUCCGCGCGGUGCAUGAUCGUCCCCAGAACCCGAUCCCGCCGAACCCCAGCGAUCUAGGCACCCUGGCGCUCCCCGGCAACGUGGCGAUCUCGGAGGUGGACGACUCCGCUUCAGCGCCCGCGAACCAGUUCGGCGGCUUCUCGCCGGAGCUCGGAACGGAGUUCGCCAUGUCGGCCUUCCCACGGCCGGUUCCCCCGGCUUUGCCGGCGGCGGGAAGGUCCGGGGGAGCUGCGGCGAGGAAGGCGGCGGCGACGACGCCAGCGGCGGCGGUCGGGUCGUGCCAGAGGACGUCGGUCUACCGAGGGGUGACCAGGCACAGGUGGACGGGCCGGUAUGAGGCCCACUUGUGGGACAACACGUGCCGGCGCGAUGGGCAGAAGCGGAAGGGCAGGCAAGUGUACUUAGGUGGAUAUGACAAUGAAGAAAAAGCAGCAAGGGCCUAUGAUCUUGCAGCUUUGAAAUAUUGGGGUCCUACUGCUACUACAAACUUUCCGGUAAAAAUUUACAGCAGGGAAAUUGAGGAGAUGAAGGCCAUGUCCAAGCAAGAGUUUAUUGCAUCUCUAAGAAGAAAAAGCAGUGGUUUUUCUAGGGGAGCAUCUAUCUACAGAGGAGUGACAAGGCAUCACCAACAUGGGCGUUGGCAAGCAAGGAUAGGCCGUGUUGCAGGCAACAAAGAUCUCUACCUAGGAACAUUUUCCACGGAAGAAGAAGCUGCUGAGGCCUAUGAUGUUGCUGCAAUCAAGUUCAGAGGUGCCGGAGCUGUUACCAACUUUGAGCUUAGUCGAUAUGAUGUAGAUGCUAUUGCAAGUACAGACCUACCCAUUGGAGCAUCUGCAAGACGGAUCAAGCAAUCCCUUCAGGCCAGCAGCAACCAUCUCACUCUCAGCAGCUCAUCGAUCUCACAGCGGCCAACUCUCAUGCCAUCUUCUCUCCUUCACAACCUCUUGCAGCUUCCUGCUAGUUCUGGACUGCCCGGCUCCCUGACUUGCUCCAGUUUGGUGCCAACCGAGCCAGAUGCAUGCAGCCAGAGUAUGUGCUGGCUGGCUGCUGAUGAUCAAAAUAGCAACCAUAACAACCCACCAAUGGGUAGUGGUAUUCUCCAGCUGACACACCUUGCACCUUCCCAGGAGUCUUAACUCUUGAAUGUAGGUUGCUUGUGUGACCUUCUUGGUGGCUAAUAUUUUGACCUCAGAGUGGCUGAAUUUUUGUUGUGAAACUAAUAUCGACUUCCAUAGAUCACAUGCAGAAUUCUGUUCGGUAGAUGUUACUUUGUCUGUUUAUACUGGCAGCUUUCUAAUGGAAAAUUCUCGG